AUUCUUAGUAUUACAACAUCCGGGUAUUAGGCAAGAAUGGAAUAUAGGUCACACCAAAUUUCUGUCAACAAAUAACAAAAACCUGUAACUUUUGUAAAGCAUAAGGAAUGGCGACUCCGAGGGUAUAUGGAAUGAGGUAUAUGCCAGGCGAACCCCCAGGGACAACCCGAGUGUUGCGAAUAAAGAUUCUGCAGGGUACCCAUUUGGCAAAGAAGGACAUAUUUGGAGCAAGUGAUCCCUAUGUAAGGAUUUCGUCAUAUCGAGGAGACAGAGAUUCGGGACUCUUAGACUCUGCUACUACAGCAACCAUUAAAAAGACAUUAAAUCCUGUGUGGAAUGAAGAAUUCUUCUUUAGGGUAAACCCCAGAGACAAUGUCCUGUUAUUCGAAGUGUUUGAUUCCAACAGAGUGACCAGAGAUGACUUCUUGGGACUAGUUGAAAUCCCUCUAAAUUACACAACAAUAGAGAUGGAGGACAACAAUUAUGUUAUAUCACCCAAGUCAUAUUUAUUGAGGCCCCGCAGCUCUAGAUCUCGAGUGAAGGGUAACUUGGAAAUUUACCUGGGGUUUAUAAACAUUGGUGAGGAGGAGGCUGAACAGGAAACACAGCAGGACGAUUCAGGGGCACAGAAUCCUACCGACUCCACAUGGGAAAUGGUGCAGCUAGACAAUGCUUUGGAAACACUGGAGACAAUUUCAUGCACCAAUGAUGCGUCGGGGGCUUCAGGUCCCACUAACGAGGAGCAGAAUGAACCUCUCCCCCCAGGCUGGGAGGUCAGAGUUCAUCAGCCAACAGGAAAAAAAUAUUACAUCAAUCACAACACCCGCAAAACACAGUGGAAUCCACCCCCAAGGGGGGAAAGAACGAGAAGCACCACGUUGCCACCAGAGUGGGAGGAGAGACAGGACUCGAAUGGCAGAAUAUACUACGUUAACAGUGUCACACGAGCCACUCAGUUCGAAAGACCCACAGAGGAAAGUCGUGAAAGCCCUACAGAGGAGGCGCAACAGAGAAGGAACGAGGCCGCGGAAUUAUUCCGCUCACGUCGACAUGUCAGUGUAGAGGAUACUAUUAGCAUGCACAGUGAGCUGGCCCUGCCCACCACAGCCACGGCGGUCAGAGCCCAGGAAGAGCCCGAGGAAAGGAGAGAGCGACGAUCUCCAAAUGUACGUGCAGCGUCGUUAGAUAGCUCAACAGCUCAUGGAGCAAGUGCAAUUACAAAUGAAGAACCUCUCCCUGCUGGCUGGGGUAUGAGUGUGGCUCCUAAUGGCCGUGUUUUCUACAUUAACCACAACAAUAGGCAGACCACGUGGGAAGACCCAAGAAAAUCACAGAGUCACCGGGCCAGUGUUAGGGGUACAGGAGACACCCCGGCCCUGGUCAGACGCAGUUCAUCAAAUGAAGACCUCCUACAGAAUCUAGGUCCCCUGCCUGCUGGCUGGGAAGAGAGAAUCCAUGCUGAUGGAAGAGUGUUUUACAUAAACCACAAUCUGAAGAUUACUCAGUGGGAGGAUCCAAGAUUAAGUCAGCUCGGUGGACCUGCUGUACCAUAUUCUCGAGACUACAAAAGAAAAUACGACUACUUCAGGUCCAAGUUACGGAAACCUAAUAAUAUUCCCAAUAAAGUGGACAUAAAGGUAUCAAGAGACCGAAUCCUGGAAGGUUCUUACAGAGCCAUCAUGUCAUUGAAGAGGACAGAUGUACUUAAAGCUAGGUUAUGGAUAGAGUUUGAUGGUGAGGUGGGUCUGGAUUAUGGAGGCGUGUCUAGGGAAUGGUUUUUCUUGCUGUCCAAGGAAAUGUUCAACCCUUACUAUGGCCUCUUUGAAUAUUCAGCCACGGAUAACUACACCCUUCAGAUAAAUCCAUUGUCAGGAUUGGCCAAUGAUGACCACUUGUCAUACUUUGAAUUCAUUGGUCGGGUAGCUGGGAUGGCCGUUUUCCAUGGAAAGCUGUUAGAUGGGUUCUUCAUACGUCCAUUUUAUAAGAUGAUGUUGGAGAAGCAGAUAGUUUUAGCAGACAUGGAGCCAGUGGACUCUGAGUACUACAAUUCUCUAAUUUGGAUCCAAGAAAAUGACCCCGUGGACUUGGAUCUGAGAUUCUCCGUGGAGGAGGACUACUUUGGGGAGAUCACUGAAAGAGAACUGCGGCCUGGUGGAGCAGACAUUAUUGUCACUAACGAAAACAAAUACCAGUACAUCAAUCUAGUCAUACAGUGGCGGUUCAUGUCCCGAAUUGAGGCCCAGAUGAAGGCUUUCAUGAGAGGAUUUGCAUGUUUGGUGCCAUUGGAAAUGAUCAAAAUAUUUGAUGAAAAUGAGUUGGAACUGCUGAUGUGUGGUCUACAGGACAUUGAUGUGAACGACUGGAAGGCUCACAGUGCUUACAAAGGAGAAUAUAACCCCAAUCAUCCCGUCAUUAUCAACUUUUGGAAGGCUGUGUAUUCACUAAACAAUGAAAUGAGAGCUCGCCUACUACAGUUUGUGACGGGAACGUCUCGAGUUCCCAUGAAUGGAUUCCGAGCACUGUAUGGAAGUAACGGCCCACAGCUGUUCACCAUUGAGAAGUGGGGCAAUACCAACCAGUUUCCACGGGCCCACACCUGCUUUAAUCGCUUGGACCUACCUCCAUACCUGGAUUACCAUGACCUAAGACAGAAGCUGCUCACAGCGGUGGAAAACACGCAAGGAUUUGAGGGCGUGGAUUAAGUUGUGAUUGACAGUUUCUUUGAGACUUAAUUUUCUAAAUAAGUAUGCAAGUUGCAAGGUGAAUACCGUGAGAAAACUGUGGCAUUAUUCUAGGUGUGUAGGUUUAUACCAGAAAAAAGGAUCCUUGGUUAUGUAUAAUCUGACUGUGAUCAGACUUGUGCAAUUUAUUAUUUAUGUACUCCUGUCAAAAGAGGUAUAGCUAUAUUUACUGAUCAGAGCUAUGCUAUUAUAGGAGUUCAUUGUAGUGCUUUGUAUUUGUUUAUAAAAAGAAAGUAAAGCUUUGUAUAUGAGUAUGUGUUACCAUGUUAAGAGCAGGGCCGUAAAUUACAUGGAGGCGGAGGAGGCAGCUGCCUCCUCCAACUUUUGAGCCAAAAAAAAUUAAAAUUUAAAGUUCAUUAGAAUUUAUGUUGUUUCCAAUAACUAAGAACAUGAUACCUCCCUUAAAAAGCAUUCCAAAUCUUUCUUUUAGAGUGAGUUAGUCAAGUAACAUCUUAGAAGGCCCUAGAAUCAAGGAUUUUGCACGAAACAUGUUCAGUGUGCACAAAAUGUGCUCAGCGUCUGGGGGCCUGGGCGGCCCCCAGACCCCCGCCUAAUUUCCUGCCUCCUCCAAAUUGAAGGUUAAUUUACGGCCCUGAAGAGUGCCAUUGUAACUUUCAAAAUCUAGUAUGUCCAUUCAAUAAAGAGAUCUUCGAUCUUAAAUUUUUAGUUAUUGCUACAGAUAAAGUUGAAUAUGUGUAUUUUUACCCAGCACAGUUUAACAUUUAGUUUGGUUACGAGGAAGAAUAUUUUAAUUUUUUUUUUACUGAAUUGCAGGAAAUAACAAAUUUGCAAAGGAAUAUAAUUUUUGUUUUCUUGGUUUUAUAUAUAUAUAUCUUCACAAAAUUCACAAAUGGGGAAAGUGAAUUAAUCUAAAGAAGGAAGACUCAAAAACCAUGAAAUCAACAUCCCAUAAUUAUAAACCCCCCCCCCCCCCCCCCCCAAAAAAAACAAAUGGUUCUUACGAUAUAGCACUCAAUUUGCAUGACUAUUUACUGAAAUCCAGCGGUGAUCAACUUUAAAUUGAAAAUUAUUUCAAGGCAAUAUAUGGUGCAUGUCUUUCUUGGUAAUCACUAAAACAAUAAAUUCCAGUAUCUUUUUGUACAGUGUAUUAUUUUCCCCCCGUAUUUUUUAUGAACCUGUUAUAUAUAUAUAUAUAUAUAUAUGUACAUUGUAUAUUAAGUUGUAAACAAGUUGAGAUAUGAUUUUAGAGCAGAGCCGUGGUAGUGUACACCAAUAAUUAUCGUAUGUAUAUAAGAUACUGUAUGCUAGUCUUAGGGAAUAAAGGUGUUGUUAUGAUACUUUUUAAAUUCCAUGUGUAUAUUGGAGCCAGGUCAGUUUUCACAUAUCCUCUUCCUAAGCUAAUUAUACACAGGAAUGAAUUAAACACUAUGUGAUAUAUAGUGUUGUAUGAUAUUACUGUAUCAGUAAAAGAUCACAGGGACUAUCAAAAGGAAUUUAAUUUCUUCUCUUUGUCAUUUUAAUCAUUGUUCACCCACUAUUAACUCUCCCAAGAAAGAAGAGAAACUGAUUUUGAAUUCUUUUUCUUUGUACAAUCAAUUUUAAUUCACAUGAUAUUCUCGACAGUUCUUUUUAUAGUGUACAUUUGCAUUUGCUCAAUUGUGAAUAACUUUUUACAUUUGUACAGUUCAUCUAUGUACUUAAUGAUAGUUAUGCUUGAUGUAUAAUGUUAAUUUAUUUUCAAAACAGAAAGUUGUGAUUUUUGUUCUCUACUUUCACUUUAUACUGAUUGUGAGAUAAAUUCUUAACGGCAUUUCAUGAAAUAAUUUUUAAUAUCUUUUAUUUGUUUUGUGCAGUUGAUAAGAUCAUGUAAGCAGUCAAUAGUAAAAACUGAAUAUGUUUACUUCGCAUCAAAGGCAGAAUAAUGUUACAUGUGUUUUAUUUUUGUUUUGCCAGCUACAGCUAUGUGAAUCUUCACAGAUCAAUCACUCUAUCAAGUUUUUCCUGUGUUGAUCAUGCAAUUUACAUGUGCAUUGGUAUUUAGAGAAAUUUGUAUAUAUGGGGCCUGUUUACAACUGUUAUGUACAUUUGUACCAUUUAUACUCCACUACAAACGUACAUGUUUUUAUACCUGAGACAAUGUGAUUAUUAAUUUACUCUCCACUAAUUUGCUAAUCAGGUCAUUCCUAGAGGUAUAAGUUAUGAUUUGAUUCCCAAAUAGCAUUUGAAAGCAAUGAACUUGUGUUCUGUUCUUGCCUAUGAACAAAAAUUUAUAUACAGUUAAAUAAAUUAUCAAUAAACAGAUUUUUUUUUUA
Messenger RNA from Ostrea edulis (European flat oyster), 5014 nucleotides. RefSeq names its product E3 ubiquitin-protein ligase NEDD4-like. The transcript is spliced from 26 exons. The coding region runs from base 108 to 2702 and encodes 864 amino acids. Lineage: Eukaryota; Metazoa; Mollusca; Bivalvia; Ostreida; Ostreidae. Gene Ontology annotation, molecular function: protein binding; sodium channel inhibitor activity; ubiquitin protein ligase activity. Gene Ontology annotation, biological process: ubiquitin-dependent protein catabolic process; regulation of dendrite morphogenesis. The record is from RefSeq and is a predicted model, not a curated record.